AUGGAUGCUGUAGGAGGUGCAGCUGGCAUUUUUCACUUUUUACAACAAGGUUGCAGCCGCGUCAAUCAGGUCCGUGGGUUUGAAGACGAGUUCAGAAUCUACCAGCUCCACCUCCAAAUGCAGCGCUUCCGUUGUGACGCCGUUUCAAGAAUCAUCCACAACAUAGACCACAACAAGAAUACUCUAUCCGCAAAUGCAAUACUAGAUAGCACGCCAGCCUCACCACAGGAGGGAGAACCGACAUUGGCGGGGCUUCUCGCUGAAAUCCAACAUGCCCUCCAUAAAGCUCAACGUGAAGCUGCGCGAAUCAGGGACGAUUGCGGCACGCAAGUUCCCACUACGGGAUUCCUCGACAAACGAAAAACCCAAGCGGCGAAAACAAUACAAGGAGUCAAAUGGGCUUUCUACAAGAGGGACAACUGCAUCAACUAUUUGGGGGAAAUUUCCUCCCUGAUCCUGAACCUCGAGCAUCAAGUUGAUAGGGAAUUGCUUGCCCUUGGGGAUGCCGGCUUGAUGUACAUGGCAAGGCGGCGGUAA
Molecule: messenger RNA, 537 nt
Organism: Trichoderma virens Gv29-8
Lineage: Eukaryota; Fungi; Ascomycota; Sordariomycetes; Hypocreales; Hypocreaceae
Exons: 1
Coding region: 1-537 (178 amino acids)
Source: RefSeq, a predicted model, not a curated record